AUGGUCUACAAGGGGUUUACGGCCAGCGAUAUCCAAAUGGCGAUUGGCAUCUCCUGCUCUGAGACAUUGGGCAACCGCGCAGGCCUUCAUCCCUUGGUGCUGAGGUUCACGCACAACGCAUCUCCGCAUCAGUACGUCAUCAAGACAAAGCCAUUGGAGUGUUUCAAGUGGACACACAUCUGCGUGUGCGUGGACCACUUCGUGCUGAGCCUCACUGUGAAUGGCGAGCUCACCUGGGCCGAGGAGAUCAUUGCAGAGAUCCCGCUUAUGUGCUCGUACGGCACCUCUGACCUUUGUGUCGGCUGUCCUGGAUGGGAGUUCGACCGAGCGAACAACCCGCAUGCCUGGGUCUACUGUGUGAACAUCUACGGGUUCAAGUCCCUUGAGCCCAAUGAAGCGCUCUUCAACAAGCGCCGCGAGGAGUUGAUGGCCUGGCGUUCCACCCACGAGGAGUUCGAUGAAACGGAACUGGGCCGCAGUGGCAUCGAUCAGCUGCCCAACCCCCUGAAGAUGCCGGUCACCACGCGUGCCACCUUCGACACACGCCAGGUGGUUGCAGCGCGCCAGGGGGUGGAGGUCCUUUGCGAGCUGCUCUCCGGGGGCUCCGAGGCGCAGCGGCGCGCGGCGGUCUUCGCGCUGCGGAACUUGGCGGACCCGGCGGUGACCUCCGGCCUGCGCGGCAGCCCAGCGGCGAACUGA
Messenger RNA from Effrenium voratum, 699 nucleotides. The record is from the annotation of a GenBank genome assembly. NCBI's taxonomy places the organism in Eukaryota, Dinophyceae, Suessiales, Symbiodiniaceae.